Molecule: messenger RNA, 1899 nt
Organism: Drosophila rhopaloa
Lineage: Eukaryota; Metazoa; Arthropoda; Insecta; Diptera; Drosophilidae
Gene: Skp2
Product: S-phase kinase-associated protein 2
Exons: 5
Coding region: 103-1782 (559 amino acids)
Biological process (GO): SCF-dependent proteasomal ubiquitin-dependent protein catabolic process
Cellular component (GO): SCF ubiquitin ligase complex
Molecular function (GO): protein binding
Source: RefSeq, a predicted model, not a curated record
AAAUAACAAACUACCAGAGCGGCGACAACCCUGCCACCCUGUAAAAAUAGCGCGAAGAUUUUGUCUGUACGGCGGAGAAACAAUAGUUAAUUUUGCGUAAAUAUGAGCGGCCGUAAGCACAGAGGCUUUGAGAAUAUGGAAAAUCUAUGCCCUGUCACCAGAAAACGCUCAACAAGUAAGAACCCCGCCUCUGCGGUGGGCGCUCUAGUUUCCGCCACGAAGUCUUCGCACUACGAGCACCCUUCCUCGCCCUCGGCACUUACUUUUGAAGCCCUGGAGGAGAUGGGCAUCGGAAUGCUGGACUCCGAGGAGAGCAGUUCCUCAGCCCUCUCGGCCAUUGCGUUGGCGGUCAGUGCAAGCGCCACCAGCGACGAUAAUUCCAACGAGACCACUCCCUACGCCAGUGUUCCUCGCAUGGCACACCAGCUCCAGCACCCGCAGCGCCUAAGCUUGGGCUCUUCGGCUGACACCACACAGGACAGCACCGCCGUCGAGGAUGCCCUUUCCCGCCAGUCGACCGAGAAGCUGCAGUUGCUGUCGCAGUCCAAGCGCUCGGCAGUGGGCACUGAAGGCGGCAGCAACUCAAACUCGCCCAGCAAACGCUUGCGAAACCCUUUGGCUGCAGUCACCUGCAACAACCAGAGUGAGACGGCGUCCCCGCUCAACUUUCAGCCUUCCACCAGUAGGCUGGCGCAAGUCCGCCAGGCAAAAAAGUCCUCAUCGACUCAGAACUCCGCCCGGCUGGUGCCCACGGACAGCUUUUUUGUGUACCGCACCCCGGCCAUGAGUGCCCACAUCAGCAGCGGGAUAAACUACUUCGACCGACUGUCUGACGAAAUUGUCCUAGACAUCUUUAAGUGGCUCCCGAAAAAGACGCUCCUGCGCAUGGCGACCGUUUGUCGUCGCUUUAACCGCUGCUCUCGGGACGAGACCUUGUGGACAAGGCUGGAUCUGGGUCUGCGGACCAUUCGACCAGGCGCCCUCGAGCAAAUUGUUCGUCGAGGAGUCCUGGUAAUACGUCUGGCCCAGGCUAGUGUACAGGAGCCCGCUUUCGCACCAUCAUCGGCCGGCUUUAGAGCGCGACUGCAAUAUCUCGACUUAAGCAUGGCCUCCAUUAGUCGAAGCUCACUUCGCACACUUCUCUCCCACUGCCGCCAGUUGAAGAAAAUAAGUCUAGAGAACACUGAGCUUGAUGAUAGCAUCUGCACGGAGAUCGCCAAAAAUAAAGCCUUGGAGGCAGUCAAUCUGAGCAUGGCGAGCGGCCUAACAGCCAGCAGUGUGCGUCUAAUGAUGGAGUCCCUGACCAAUCUGAGCAGCCUAAACAUAUCGUGGACUGACCUAAGUGCAGAUGCUGUUACGGCGUUGGUCACUCACAUCUCCCCCAAUGUUAUUCGGCUGAAUAUUGCAGGUUGCCGCCGCGUACUUUUUGACUCUCAUGUUGCAUCGCUCCAGAAACGUUGCCCUCAGCUGCUGGAGCUUGAUCUAUCGGACUGCAAUAGCCUCACCCCGGCAGCUAUUACGGCAAUCAUGAAGUUUAAAAUGUUGGAAUAUUUGUCCGUUUCCCGUUGUUAUCUUAUUCCUGCUUCCAGAUUCAUCGAGCUGAAGGGUAUGCCGUCUCUGACCUAUUUGGACAUAUUUGGAAUGCUGUCGGACGCCGCCAUGGAAGUCCUUGAGAAGCAAAUGCCCAAAAUGGGCAUCAACAAGUUCAUACACAGUUCGGUUUCCCGUCCAACUGUGGGCACUCGUCGCACCUCGAUUUGGGGACUUCGCACGCGGGACUAAUCCCGAUUCUGCUGCUUCCGAUACCAUCCGAAUCUGUUUUGCUGCGUAUGCCACCCUUAACGCGGUUUUUUUUAUUCUCAAUUCAACAACAUAAAUAAUCACAUUCUGCUGUUCUAA